Apis cerana (Asiatic honeybee) is the source of this 1191-nucleotide messenger RNA. RefSeq lists its product as uncharacterized. Gene Ontology annotation, cellular component: motile cilium. Gene Ontology annotation, biological process: cilium organization. The record is from RefSeq and is a predicted model, not a curated record. Lineage: Eukaryota; Metazoa; Arthropoda; Insecta; Hymenoptera; Apidae.
AUGGAGAGAGGGGACGCGAGCGAGGCAAGGAGGUGCGUGGCGAGAUUGAGACGAAGCGCGCGAAAUCGGGAGUCGUACGACGAGGUGGUGGAGUUGGAGGCGAGGUUGCGCGCUGCGUACGUAGCGAAGGAGCUGGAGGUGCAAGUUUUGGAAAGGGAGGCGGAGCGUUGCGUAGCCGAAAUCGCGGAACGGCGGGCCGCGGAAUCGAUGCGAUCGGAGCGGAGGGCGAUGGAGGAGGAGGAUGCUCGCGAGAGGAGGAGAGAUGCGGAGGAUCGGGAGCGUUACAGGAAAGAGUUGGUCGAUCAGAUGGAGGGGAAGAAGGAGGAGAGGAGGUUGAGGGUGGAGGAGGCGAGGCGAGAGAGGGAGGUGUGGAGGGAGGUGGACAGGGCGAGGGAAGAGCGCGAGAGACGGGAAAGGUCGGGGAGGAGGAGGGAGAUGGGCGAGAUGGCGAGGCGAGAACGCUUGGUGGUUUCGGAGAUGAAGCGGCUUCGCGGGGAGGAGGAGAGGGAGAUGGAGGCGGCGAGACGUCGCGAGGAGGAGGAAUACUGGCGGGAAGUGGAGGAGAGGAGGAGGAGGAGGGAGGAAUGGCGGGAACUCGAGGUGCGCGCGAGGGAAGCGACGAGGAGGAAGAUCGCGGACGCGUUGAUCGAUACGGAGGAUAGGAAGCGGGAGAGGGAGGCGUUGUUGGCCGAACUGAUAACCGAAGACGUCAAGUUGGAGUUGUCGAUGAAGGAGGCGGAAGAGGAGAUGGAGAGGGAGAGGAGGAGGGAGGAGUUGGCGGCCGAUUUGAAGGAGCAAAUCGUUUUCACGGAACGAUGCAAAUUGAGAUUCGUGGAGCGGGACAGGGAGUUCGCGGAGGGAAUCAUGAGGAGGAUAAAGGAGGACGAGAAGAUUGGGAGAUUGAGCGCGGAGGCUAGACGAAGGGCGCAACUGCGCUAUCGGGACGAGUUGAAUCGAUUGAUCGAAAUUCGGCGUAAAAUUCGAGAGGAGGAGAUUUGGAGGACGAGGCGAGCGCUGGAGGAGGAGAAGGAGCGUGAGGAAACGAGAUCGGAUCGCGAUAAGGAAGAGAGGAAACGAUUGUUGGAGAAACACGCGCCGAACGUCGCUAAUUUUAUCGAUAAAAUCCCCCUUUCCGAAGAGGAACGAGAGACGAUCGAACGAGUGCGAAGAAACGCAGACCCGUGUCAAUAA